AUUCACCGGCAGUUCAGUCUUAGUAGUGUCUUGGCGCGAUCACCUCAAGAGUUGAUCGUAUGCGCUGGUAGUAAAUCAGGUGUUAAGAUAUUAAGAGUAUCUUUUUUCUGCGAAAGUGAUUUAAUAGUUAAAAUCGAUUUCGGGAUAUUAGAGGAAUCUUAGAAAGCCAUCCAAGAUGUCGACAUCAAUGGUAGAUCUAAUACGUUCGAAGUACGAUGAGCUAAAAGUUGGAAUCGACCCCGAAGUCGAUAGCUGGCUGCUCAUGAAAUCUCCUGGACCACUUUUGACGAUACUUGGCAUGUACUUACUCUUUGUAUUGAAAAUCGGACCACAAUUUAUGACCAAUCGCAAACCAUAUGAUCUUCAGAAAAUUAUGAUUGUCUACAACGCGUACCAAGUGAUAUUCUCAACCUGGAUGUGCUCAAGGGCUUUCAAAGCAGAAAACUCCUUCUCGACAAUUUUCAACAACACAUGCAAAAGUGCCACAACUGAAACCGAUCGUCAAUUCACUUUAGAUGUUUGGGUUGGCGCCUGGUGGUACUUCUUCUCCAAGAUUGUUGAUUUACUGGACACCGUCUUCUUUGUACUACGCAAGAAACAAGGACAAGUCACUUUCCUCCAUGUCUAUCAUCACACUGUAACCGCUCUCUUCUCAUGGGGAUAUUUGAAAUACUUGCCAGGUGAACAAGGCAUUGUUAUUGGUCUCCUCAACUCCUUCGUGCACAUAAUCAUGUACUUCUACUACAUGUUGGCCGCCAUGGGACCCAAAUACCAAAAGUACUUGUGGUGGAAGAAGUACAUGACAUGGGUCCAACUCAUCCAAUUCUGUCUUAUGUUGUUCUACUUGGUCACCAUCGUCGCCAUGGACUGCAAACUCCCAAGAUCCCUGACAUUCUUCUUUGUCGGAAACUGCGUGAUCUUCCUGUAUCUUUUCGGCAACUUCUAUCGCCAGGCUUAUAGCAAGAAGAACAAGGACAAGGUGUUGCAGGCUAGCCGGAAUCUACUGGCCGAGGGUGAUGCUAUGAAACGACUUAUUGCCCAAGCUGACUCCAACAACAACCCAAAUACCAUGGAUGCAAACGGGAAAAGUAUUAAACAGGAAUAAAAUCGAUUAAGAUAGUCUUAGGGGGUUUAUCGAAUCGUAAACGUAUCCAGGGGUAUAAUUUACUUUUUUCUAGAGCGAGAACAAAGGAGAUAACUUGCUUAGUCAUAGGGUAUAGGAAAUGUGUUCUUGUGUAAGUUAUGAAUGUUUGUUUGUUAUUUGUAUUGUGUGAUAGAUAAAUCGUGAUUGCUUUA
Hermetia illucens (black soldier fly) is the source of this 1296-nucleotide messenger RNA. Its product is annotated as elongation of very long chain fatty acids protein 7-like. Bases 176 to 1105 code for a protein of 309 amino acids. NCBI's taxonomy places the organism in Eukaryota, Metazoa, Arthropoda, Insecta, Diptera, Stratiomyidae. Gene Ontology annotation, molecular function: fatty acid elongase activity. The transcript has 5 exons. Gene Ontology annotation, biological process: fatty acid elongation, saturated fatty acid; sphingolipid biosynthetic process; fatty acid elongation, monounsaturated fatty acid. The record is from RefSeq and is a predicted model, not a curated record. Gene Ontology annotation, cellular component: endoplasmic reticulum membrane.